This is a messenger RNA of Aspergillus tanneri, 1242 nucleotides long. RefSeq names its product alpha-mannosyltransferase. Gene Ontology annotation, biological process: mannan biosynthetic process. Lineage: Eukaryota; Fungi; Ascomycota; Eurotiomycetes; Eurotiales; Aspergillaceae. Gene Ontology annotation, cellular component: Golgi apparatus. Gene Ontology annotation, molecular function: alpha-1,2-mannosyltransferase activity. The transcript has a single exon. The coding region runs from base 1 to 1242 and encodes 413 amino acids. The record is from RefSeq and is a predicted model, not a curated record.
AUGCGUCUUGGAUCGGCACCAUCCAUCAGAUUUGAAGAGACGGACCCGGAUUUCCGACCGGAGGUGUUAGACAUGCUCCCAGAUGACAUAGAGGGUAUGAAGGAGGCGCAUAAUGGAUUCGUCGAAGAGAUAACCAAGAAUCCACCCAGGCUGCAUUAUGCUCCUAACACACGAGGGGUAGUUUCAACGGCAGGUGGUUCAUACUUGCCAGUGUUGGUGAUUUCGCUCCGGAUGUUGCGAUCGACAGGCUCAGAGCUGCCGGUUGAGGUCUUCCUCGCAAACGAUGACGAAUAUGAAGAAUACAUAUGUAAUGUGGUUCUGCCUUCUUUGAACGCGCGGUGUAUGGUGCUCUCCCAUAUUCUCGACGCGGUUCCAAGGGCCAUGGAAAUCCAGAAAUACCAGUUCAAACUGUUUGCUAUGCUGUUCUCCUCCUUUGAAGAAGUCCUAUUUCUGGAUGCCGAUGCCUUCCCAAUACGGCCUCCAGAAUCGCUGUUCACGAGCGAGCCUUUCAAGUCGAAAAACAUGGUCACCUGGCCGGAUUUUUGGGCGGCCACUGUGUCGUCAUAUUAUUACGAAAUCUCCUCCCAACCAGCUCCCCCCAGGGCUGUUCGACAAUCGAGUGAAUCGGGUGAGGUGCUACUGUCGAAGAAAACUCACUCAAAGACCCUCCUCCUCAGCACGUAUUACAAUGUCUGGGGCCCCGAUUUAUAUUAUGCAUUGCUGUCGCAAGGUGCUUCCGGGGAGGGGGACAAGGAAACAUUUGUCGCAGCUGCCUCGGUGCUUAAAGAACCUUAUUAUCAGGUAUCUGAGCCCAUUUGCGCUAUCGGUCACCGUAUCAAGGGUGGUAUGGCAGGUUCUGCGAUGGUGCAAUUCAAUCCUGUCGAAGACUUCGCAUUGACGCAGAAGGGAGAAUGGCGUGUGCAUGGGUCAAAGGCACCCGCACCUCGAGCGUUCUUUAUUCAUGCGAACUUCCCGAAAUUCAACCCCGCCACUGUUUUCGACAAGCAGGACGUCAACCCAGCAUUUGACGAUGAUGGCGGCUACACGCGCGCAUGGACAAUCCCUGAGGAUGUGGUCGAGAAAUUGGGCGUGGAUGUGGAGAAGCAAUUCUGGAAGGAGAUUCUUUGGACCGCCUGCGAGCUUGAAAACAAGUUCAAAUCCUGGGAAGGCCAUAAAGACACCUGUCAAGGAGUCAAGAAGUACUGGAAUGCCAUGUUCUCGGACUCCAAAUCGACAGGCUAG